Lachnellula hyalina is the source of this 1335-nucleotide messenger RNA. It is a transcript of the gene rhgB, whose product is annotated as putative rhamnogalacturonase B. Gene Ontology annotation, molecular function: polygalacturonase activity. Bases 1 to 1335 code for a protein of 444 amino acids. The record is from RefSeq and is a predicted model, not a curated record. The transcript has 8 exons. Lineage: Eukaryota; Fungi; Ascomycota; Leotiomycetes; Helotiales; Lachnaceae. Gene Ontology annotation, biological process: carbohydrate metabolic process.
AUGAGACUUUCUUGUAUUUCCACCCUUGCGGGUAUCUUUUUCUCAUCACUUGUAACUGCUCAGCUUUCUGGUACAGUGGGACCUACUACGAGUACUGCGUCAAAGGCAGCGACGAAAGUAUGUAAUAUUCUGGACUAUGGCGGUGUUGCUAGUACAUCGACGGAUAAUGGACCCGCAAUUCUGGCUGCUUGGACUGCUUGUGUUGCCGGGGGCGAAGUGUAUAUCCCUGCGGGUGACUAUGGCAUGGCAACUUGGGUUACUCUGACUGGUGGAACUGGUGUUGCGAUUCGCUUGGAUGGAAUCCUGUACCGUACCGGAACAGCGAGCGGCAACAUGAUCUUCGUUGAGCACACCACGGACUUUGAGUUCUUUAGUAGCACUUCUGCUGGUGCAAUGCAGGGCUAUGGUUAUGUGUUCCAUGCUGCUGGGACUUACGGACCCCGCCUUCUUCGAUUGGCACAAGUUGUGGGUUUCUCCAUACACGAUAUUGCUCUCGUUGACUCACCUGCGUUCCAUCUAAGCCUAGACACCUGUUCCAAUGGAGAAGUAUACAACAUGAUCAUUCGCGGUGGCAAUGAAGGAGGUCUAGACGGAAUCGAUGUAUGGGGUACAAAUAUUUGGAUCCACGAUGUUGAAGUUACCAACAAAGACGAAUGUGUGACCAUAAAGAGCCCUGCUAGCUACAUGUUGGUUGAAAGCAUCUACUGCAAUUGGUCAGGUGGAAGCGCAUUUGGCUCUCUCGGAGCAGACACAGAUAUCCACGACAUCACAUACAACCAUAUCUACACCCAGAACUCAAACCAGAUGCUACUGCUGAAGUCCAACGGCGGUAGCGGCUCAGUAUAUUCCUGCUCAUUCACGAAUUUUAUGGGCCACAGCAAUGCCUACACACUCGACAUCGAUGGCUACUGGAGCUCUGAAACCACCGCGGCUGGCGACGGCGUUCUCUACCACGACCUAACCUUCAGCCACUGGCACGGCACGUGUCUCAACGGUGGCACGCGCGCAGCAAUCCAAGUACUGUGCCCCUCCGGCGCGCCCUGCUACAACAUCGACAUCGAAGCCUUCUACAUCUGGACAGAAGCCGGUUCCGAGGUCUUGUACAAGGACGAGAACGCGUAUGGCACGGGCGGUGGCCUGAAUACGGGGAGUUCGUAUACGGCGUAUGCCGUGGUGACGAAGACGGUGACGAGUGUGCCGGCUGCGAGCUAUGCUAUCACGACCAUGGCGGCGGAUCUGACGGCAGGCUUUGCGAUUUCGGCUAGUAUUCCGAUUCCAGCUGUGCCGACUUCGUUUUAUCCCGGUCUGUCGCCCAUCAGUGCGAAGCUUGGGUGA